UUAUUGUGGAGUGUUUAUUCCGUCACUUUGUUAGCGCUGCGAUAUGUAGUUUCAUGCGUUUUAUUGUUGCUCAUAAUGGACUAAAGGCAGUUUAACGCAUAGACAUUAAAAACGCGUUUAUUAUUAUUAUUAUUUUUUUAAUCCGUCGUAAAGUCUGUUUCUCAGUGUGUCUGUAAAUGAAGCUUCUGGUCGUUAAAAGUUGCUAACCAGCUAGCUGUUAGCUGGAGGUUUGUCCAUCAGGACGAUAAAGUUUAUCUCGAUGAUAAAUAAUAUUCUAACGGAUCUGAGUUUAGAUAAACAUGACAGAAUGAAAAGAUUUGUUGGUCAAGUUCAGCGGUUUGUGAGGAGAGACUUCAUUUAUCCGUCAGCAAAAGCUGGAAACAGGCAGAUCUGCAGCUCGUCCUCAGACUCGGAGAAGCCGUCUGUGGUGCGACACCUGAGCUCGAAAAUAAAAGCCACCGGUCCUGUUACAGUGGCCGAGUACAUGAGGGAGGUGCUCACCAAUCCUGUGACGGGUUAUUAUGUGAAGAACAACAUGCUGGGACCAGAUGGAGAUUUUAUCACAUCGCCAGAAAUCAGUCAGAUCUUCGGCGAGCUGAUUGGUGUUUGGAUCAUCAGUGAGUGGAUGGGAGCUGGAAGUCCCAAACAGCUGCAGGUGGUUGAGCUUGGACCUGGAAAAGGAUCUUUAGCCAGUGACGUCCUCAGAGUAUUCAGUCAGUUGCAGUCGGUGCUGGGUCAGACCUCACUGUCUCUCCAUCUUAUUGAAGUGAGUCCAACACUGAGUCAGAUCCAGGCCCAGACUCUGACUGGGAACCAGCACCAGGAAACAAACAGUGAGGAAGAGCCCGUUUACCGCCGUGGGAAAACCGCAUCGGGCCUGCCGGUGUCAUGGUACCACCAGAUAGAUGACGUCCCCACAGGAUUCAGCAUCUAUCUGGCACACGAGUUUUUUGAUGCUUUGCCCAUUCACAAAUUCCAGAGGACGGAGACGGGCUGGAGGGAGGUGAUGGUGGAUAUCGACCCAGACAGACCGGACCAGUUCAGGUUUGUCAUGGCACCAUCUCCCACACUGGCCUCGUCCACAUUCAUACAGGCAGAUGAAAUGCGAGAUCACGUGGAGGUGUGUGCAGAGGGCGGAGUCAUUAUCCAGCAGCUGGCUCGGCGAAUCACAGAGGAAGGUGGUGCGGCCCUGAUCAUCGACUAUGGCCAUGAUGGAACCAAGACAGACACAUUUAGAGGCUUUAAAGACCACAAGCUCCACGACGUCCUGACCUCCCCUGGCUCUGCUGACCUCACCGCUGACGUGGACUUCAGCCACCUGCGGAGGAUGGCAGGAGGGGGUGUGGCCUGUUUGGGGCCCAUCAGCCAGAGGACCUUCCUGAAAAAUAUGGGCAUCGACACUCGACUGCAGGUCCUGCUGAAGAACUGCAGUGACCCAUCCACCAGGAAGCAGAUGCUCACUGGCUUCGACAUGCUGACCAAUCCCGAGAAGAUGGGUGAGCGAUUCCAAUUCUUCAGCCUGCUCCACCCGAGCCGACUGGUCCAACCCCGGAUGCCAGAGGGGCUGAAGCUGGAGAAAACGGGCCCCAUGCCGCUUCCUGUAGCCGGAUUCACUCAGCUCAGCUUCUCCUGACAAAAGGUCAGAAAAGUCUCCAGACGUUCAAGUGCUACCGGUUUGACACCGGAUCACAGAAUCCCAAGUAACAAAAGAAAGGUUUGACUUUUCAGUUGCACCUGAUAAAGUGUAAAAAUAGUUUAACCUUCAGUGAUUUAUAAAGACGUAACGAAAGGGAAAAAGUAUGAACACUUGACAUUUAUCAUCUAAUUGUGACAAGUAGAAUGAAUCCUGUUGGGGAUCUGACACCUGAGACUCUGGAUAGCUCUGGAGCUUAAUGUCUGUACCCGUCCCGACUGCUACUUCUAGAUACAGCGAGACGUUAGUCUCACCCUGAUUGAUGCAGAUAUCUAGGAAAUCAUUUUCAAACGUGAUUUCAUGACAUUUUAUUGAGGUCAUGAUGACAUCACUUAUGCCACAGAAUAAAAUAUUGCUUGCAGAGAUUUUGCGCACGUGUGUGUGUGUGUGUGUGUGUGUGUGUGUGUGUGUGUGUGUGUGUGUGUGUGUGUGUUUGUUUGGACAUCCUUGACUUUUGACCAUUCUGCUCUCAAAGUUAAUCUGGAGACGCUCGUCCAAUAAAAAUAUUUGUCAGCAGGUUCGUAACUGUGGUGAGAAUCUGCUGUCCUGUUUAUUAUUUUGAAGAUGAACACAAGUGAAGAUGAAACCAGCUGCAGGCAUGGUUAAAAAAAAAAACAAUGUUGCAGAAAUGAGUUACAAUCCUUUUAUUUAAUCCAAA
Molecule: messenger RNA, 2351 nt
Organism: Thalassophryne amazonica
Lineage: Eukaryota; Metazoa; Chordata; Actinopteri; Batrachoidiformes; Batrachoididae
Gene: ndufaf7
Product: NADH:ubiquinone oxidoreductase complex assembly factor 7
Exons: 10
Coding region: 260-1633 (457 amino acids)
Biological process (GO): mitochondrial respiratory chain complex I assembly
Cellular component (GO): mitochondrion
Molecular function (GO): protein-arginine omega-N symmetric methyltransferase activity
Source: RefSeq, a predicted model, not a curated record